Xylaria bambusicola is the source of this 2397-nucleotide messenger RNA. RefSeq lists its product as uncharacterized. Bases 179 to 2017 code for a protein of 612 amino acids. The transcript has 3 exons. The record is from RefSeq and is a predicted model, not a curated record. Gene Ontology annotation, biological process: error-prone translesion synthesis. Lineage: Eukaryota; Fungi; Ascomycota; Sordariomycetes; Xylariales; Xylariaceae. Gene Ontology annotation, molecular function: DNA-directed DNA polymerase activity; damaged DNA binding. Gene Ontology annotation, cellular component: nucleus.
GUGAUGUCGUGUCUGACCUUUACGCGUCUUUCGGUGUGAAGAUGCCCCUCUCGUAUUGAACGUGUUCGGUCAUCGCGGCCAUCUUCUCAGUAGAGUCUGAGACAAUCCAUGCGGACUGCGCGUCUCGGUGUAUCAUGUGACUAUUUACCAUCAUCUAGGGCGGUCCAGCGCUGUCAAAAUGGCCGAGGAGAAUAAGAACGCCACAGAACCAGAACCUGGCGAGCACCAGACAUUAAAGUACCACCUACUUGGGCCGUCCCUGACCAAAGCGGGUCAAGACGCCGUUGACCAGUCCAAGGUCUCGGAGAUCAUCUACAACGCCUCUAAAGGAUCCAAGUUCUUCAACCGUGAAGAGGCGAAAGACAAAGUCCUAACACAGAAGAUCGAGCAGAUCUUGACAAAGAAGCGCCGCCUCGAAAAACUAGACCUCACGCGCGAAUCUCGAGCCGCCGACCAACUCAUCACUGAACUUGAAGCUUCUCGCGACCUAACACAGCGCAUAGUGCACCUUGAUUGUGACGCUUUCUACGCUGCUGUGGAGCAGCUAGAUCGCCCUGAGCUGAAAGAUGUCCCCUUCGCCGUUGGUGGUGGUGUUCUAACUACCUGCAAUUAUCAUGCCCGCAAGUUUGGUUGUCGCAGUGGAAUGGCCGGAUUUGUUGCGAAGAAGAUAUGCCCGGAGUUACUUCUUAUCCGACCUAAUUUCGAGAAAUAUACCGCGAAAGCUCAUGAAGUCCGUGACAUUCUCGCCAACUAUGACCCGAGAUUCGAAAGUGCUAGCAUAGAUGAAGCCUACCUCAAUAUUACCGAGUAUUGCGUCGAACAUAACAUGACAGCCGAAGAGGCUGUACAGCAAGUGCGCGAUGAGAUCCACGAGAAGACAAAGAUCACUGUGUCUGCGGGAAUCGCCGCUAAUGCCAAGCUUGCCAAAAUAUGCUCAAAUUUCAACAAACCCAACGGCCAAUAUUCUUUGCCGAACGAUCGAAAUGCGAUUGUGACCUUCAUGCGCGAUCUACCAACAAGGAAAGUGAAUGGUAUUGGCCGCGUACUGGAGCGAGAACUUCAGGAAAUAGGCAUUCGAACUUGUGGGGACAUUUAUCCUCAUCGUCACCUUUUACGUCAACUCUUCGGUGAGAAGACAUACCACUUUCUUUUGGCAUGCCACCUAGGUCUCGGACGGACCCAGAUACAGCCUGCUGAAGAGUAUGAGCGGAAGAGUGUCGGUACCGAGAGUACAUUUCGAGAUAUGUCAGACCCUACAGAACUGAGAGACAAACUUCGAUCGACAGCUGAAGAGCUGGAGAAAGACAUGCUGAGGGCUGAGUGUAAAGGGAGGACACUGGUACUCAAGGUCAAGUUGCAUACCUACGAAGUUUUCACUCGCCAGGUUGUCCUACCGAAAGCUAUUUAUCAAGCAGACGAUCUAUAUCAAUAUUCCUUACCAAUCCUCACGAAGCUACAAAAUGAAAUACCGUCUAUGAAACUACGGCUUAUGGGUUUACGAUGCACGCACCUAGUUAGCACAAAGAAGCCCGACACUCGUGCUUUCUUUGGACUACAACCGUUCAAGGUAGCAGCGGAUGACGCAUCUCGCAAAUCUGGACAACAGAUAGCGGGGAGAGCAGCUAGCUUGAGUCCUGAGUAUGAAGAUAACGACCAACUGGAAUCUGAGGUACAAGCUGGAGAUGAUGAAAGCCACGUACUUCAUGACGAAGCGCAACUAGGGAGUGCGCAUGAAACGAUACCUGCCGUGGCCCUUGAUGUUGAGACAGAACAGUGGUGGGACUGUCCUAUAUGCGGGAGGCCUCAGCCCGCAGACGAACGACGUUUCAAUGACCACCUAGACUCGUGUCUUUCGAGACAGACAAUUCGCGACGCUGUACAAAGAGAUACCACGGAGAGCCCGCCAUUGGUGAUGGAGCCAUCUUCGACGAAAAAGAUCAAGAGCGGCUUGGAUAAGAAGAGGGGACGGCCUGCUGGCUUUGAUGAUCCUAAGCAGAAAAAGCUUUGCUUCGGCUAGACUAUAAAGUAACCUUGUCUUAGGACCCCAAUCUUGAAUAUAUAUCAUUGACAUGGAGAAUGGACGAUGGGUCUUGAAGUGACCCCAAUCUGACGAGAGGUAUGACGUUAGCUGCCAGGCGAGGUAAAUGCUCUAUUUAAAGCAUACUCGUAGACCUAUGCAAACCCGAUUUUGGCGAGGCAGACUGAAGACCUCAAAGGUCGGACUGUUCAAUUUUUGGUAUAUGAAAUACUACGUGCACAGGAUGUGACAGGAUAAAAGUCCAGGCAGGUGUCCAACUGACGUUAGGUGGGGUCAUUAUCGUGAUCUUCUGAUUAUGCUAUUAACCCGUACUAUGCAUUUAACUCCAAUUUCCCCUUUAAGCUCAACAGGUGCCCAGA